GUGAAAGUCUACUAACACAUAAAUAGAACAUAUCUAUUGAAUGGUUUGUCAGUACAUUAGCAUAAACUGUUUUUACUAAAUAGCCAAAAGGCAUAAACAUUAGCCACUGAAUAUUGGAUAAAUAUUUAUAUAAAUGUGACCCACAUAGAGGGAAAAUACCUGACUUAACCUUAACUAAAUAUGGCGGCUACUAUCACUUACAAGGUUGCGAUCUACCUUGUCAAUAGAGCUAUUUAGCGUACAUGACUUUUUAUCGGUGUUUACAAUGUGCAACCAUUUGGAUUAAAAACUAUUUAAAUAAUUUUUUCAAAGACAUGGGAAUUCUAAAAACCAGGCUGACAAUGAUAACCAGCAUCGCCUUUGUGCUUCUAUUGCUCCAAUUUGCCCAUGGGUCCAUUUCAUGUCCCCUGGGGUGCAGCUGCAAAGGAUUCAAGGUCAACUGCUCCCUUGUCAUAAACCUUUACCCCCUUGGACAGACCCUGCCCCCGGAAACCGCUACCCUGGAGAUACUUCGCAGCCCAUUUGAGGAUGUCAUGGAAUUUGAUUUUGCCACGACGCCAGCAGUACAAUUAAGCACGCUUUUGAUUAAUUUUGGAAACCUUACAGAAAUUCAUGACAAUGCUUUUUCGACACUUGGUGAAUUGAUGACACUUGAUCUCAGCCACAAUAAAAUAGAAAGAGUUGGUCGAGACGCGUUCAUGAAUCUGAAAAUGUUACGCAGACUGGACUUAUCUUACAAUAAGAUACAGCAUUUAGCCAGUGCCAACAUCUUGAAGCCCCUGAUUGAAGUAGUUGAGGUGGAUUUUAAAAACAACCAACUUGUGGAUUUUCCAAGUGGAUUUUUCUCAUCGCAAUCCCAUCUGCAGGAAUUAAAUAUUGGCUACAAUGAAUUUGUGAACCUGAAGGGAUCUUCAUUCCAAGGUGUCCCAAACUUGAAGAAAUUCCGAACGCCUUCAUGUAAUAUCCAAACACUGGAAAACGAUUUAUUUAAGUCAUUACGCAGCAUUGAAGAAUUUGAUCUAUCAUACAACCAGCUUAGAUUUCUACCACUGAAAGGUGAACUGUCACAACUUAUUAACUUGAGAAACCUGAAUAUUCGGGGGAACAGUUUAGUAUCACUUUCAGACAAUCAGUUUGAAGGGCUCAAUAUCAAUAAGUUAGACCUAUCCAACAAUGCAAUUAGCAGUGUCACCAACAACACGUUCAUGCAUAUGGAAGGAUUAAACUACUUAGAUAUUUCCAACAACAAUCUCAAAUCGCUGCCAUCAUUUUUUCUUCAACCAAUCGCAAAUAGCCUAACAAGACUUAAAAUGAACAGCAAUCAACAGUUGACAAGUUUACCACCAACUUUAUUCGAUGGACUUAACAAAUUAGUAGAGUUGAAUUUAUCCUCGUGUGGGUUACUUGAACUCAACUAUCGACAUUUUGAAUAUCUUACUAGUAUACAACAUGUUGAUUUAUCAGCCAAUCAGCUAACUUUCUUGCCGGAUAGUUUCUUCGCAGCGACCAGUAAAAUAUCCAUGCAGUUUGUACGACUGGAUCAUAAUCAGUGGUAUUGUAACUGUCGAAUAAACACAUUUCGAGAAUGGUUAAAUGAUAAGCAAACCUCAUCUAUACUGUUUUGCCAAGAUAAAGAUAAAAUUUCCUUUCGUAAAGACUGUCUAAUGCCAAUGUGUUCAACGCCGUCUAGGCUUGUGGGUUCCCAAAUUGAUAAGUUGACAGAAGAUGUUUUAGACAACUGUGAAAAUACCGGAAAAAAUUCAGCAUCAGGCAAUGCAGGGGUGAUCGUGGGUGUGGUAGUCGGUAUUAUUGUAGUUUUUAUGAUUUUAGUUGUUGUUAUCAUAUUGUGCCUUUAUAAACGUCACAGGCAAGGUAAACAUAUACCCUGUGCUACAAAAGAAGAAGACAACCAGGAAUUGAGAGGUCUUAAAAAGCCAAGCAAUAUUGUUCGCAAUCCUGAAAAGCCGUUGAAUAGACCCAAGAAACCAAAGAAAAGGAAGGAAAACAAAUAUUUUAAAGAAAAGAAAGAAAAAAGAAGCAUAGAUCCAGAAAUAGGGUCAUUAAAUGAAUCGGACAAAGAUUACAUAGUCAGAAAUUAUUUUAGAUCAAUGACACCUGACGUGGAUGAGGUGUCUGAAGGCACUCAGUCAAUGACUCGGAAAAGUUCCGUGGAGAGUCUUUCACAGUCUGGUUACGGCUAUGGCUCAAGACAUGGGUCACAAGAUUCAAGUCAAUACAGCCUUAAUGCGGGCUGCAAGUUUGAGUCUGCUGUUUAGCGUUCUAGUCUAGAUAUUUACUAAUGGAGACACUUGGCCAUAUGAUAUCGAACAAAAAAUUCAUUUACACACAAAUUGUCCUAAAGCUGAAUAAAGGAAUAUUUUGAUAGAUACAUCAAAGACGAAUUUUCUAUCAUUUCAAGAGGAAUGUAAUAAAUGCAAUUAUUACCUACCUUGAUUACUGAUAUAUGAGUUCAUCAAAGUCAGUCAUAUUUUAAGCAUGGUGCUUUAUAUAUUGGCAAGUGUAAAAUGUCAAAAUGACUGUCAGGGGUGUAGCCAGGCUUUACUGAAUGUUACACACAAAUGUGGGAGGGUAUAGGAGGGGCAUAUCCCUGUAACUGUCAGGGGUUCAGGGGGGGCAGCUCCCCAGGGAUAAAAUGGAAAAUGGAACUAACAUGUUAAGCACUGAUGUGUAUUUGGAGGGAUUUAAAGGUUUGAGGCUGCCGACUGUAGUUACCAAGUGAUUUUUAGGCUCUGUAAGCUAUCUAGCACAGAAAAACAAUGCUUUCUAUAGCUGAUCUUCUCUUUAUUCUUAUGUCAAAACAUAGCUUAGCCCUCGACUUUGAUGCUAUAUUUAGCCAUUUUUUAUUCAUUUUUCAAAUUAAUGUAACACAUGUGCGUAAGUGCGUAAGGCUGGCUACGCCCCUGAAAGUGGUUAACCUUAUAAAUGGAAAAACAUGUUGUAAGUGAUUUGACAGAAUAUAUUAAUAUUUUAACAUAACAGUAUAAGCUUUAAAAAUUCAAUGUGAAAAUACAUUUAUGAGCACACAAAACUGCCAGAUGCCAGAGUGUCUCUUUCAUUCAUUGAUCAUAUUAUCAAUAAGCAUAUUAAUGUGCUUAUUCAAAAGGUGAGAGUUAAUGUAGUUGCUCAAUGUACAAUUGUAACCUACCAAUUUUCUUGACAAACAGUUUGUUUGCUAUAAUUGUUUUUGCAUUUUUAACAAGCAUGAUCUAUUACAAAUAUUCAGGGCUGCAGCUAUUUUUGAAUAGUGAUAUUAUCACUUACAUGUAUAUGCCAUCAUGCACAAAUGUAUUGAUGAAAUGAACUUUUAAUAAUUUUGUAACAAUUUGUAAAUAUAAAAGCUUUGCACAUUUAUGUAUUUGCUUUAAAUGUUAGGUUUUAAUAACAUUUUUUAUAGAUAUUGAUAAUGAUUGAUCAAAUGCAUUACCUAGUGCCUAUAUCCUAUAACAUACAUGCAAAAUCUCUUGGUGCAAUACAUGUAUAUUUUCCAGUGUGCCAUAAGGUAUGACCCACCUAAUAGAUGCCAAAGAUAUGAGAAUGCAUGAGAGAUGUCGGGGCUGUCUGUCUGUUAUUGCAGAAAUUAGUCUUUUGAAUGAACAAGCCUGAAUCCAUAAACUACUGCUUGGCAUUACAUUUUUGAACAAGCGCUGCUGUAUAAAACAAAGAAUUUGAGGAAAGAAUUUCAGCAAGCGCCAAAAGCAUUUUACCAGUGCAGGGCUGGGGGCUUGUGCUAAUAUCGACCACUGCAGUUGUGGGGAAUAGUACCAAGCCCUUCUAAAGACAAAAUGUCACUGUGAAAAGGAAUUUUAAUUCACCAAAAUAUUAGUUAUUCAACAAUCAUGAAAUCACUUUAAUGUAUUGCUGUAUCAUAGUAGAGAAUCACAAUCAUAUAAAGCUUAAGUAUUGAGUGAUGGCACAUUGCAGAAAAAAUGCCUUUUAUACUACUAAAGGCAGAAAGUCACUAAAAAGACAGCCCUUAGGAUAUGAACAUUAAAAUUAUUUUUAUGUUUAAGUUACAAUGAUUCUAACUAAACAUUUUAAAUCUUUAAAUGAGACAUUAGCAAAUUGAACUGGUGUAUGAGGUGGGUCAGCAC
Messenger RNA from Mya arenaria, 4112 nucleotides. RefSeq names its product platelet glycoprotein V-like. NCBI's taxonomy places the organism in Eukaryota, Metazoa, Mollusca, Bivalvia, Myida, Myidae. The coding region runs from base 243 to 2276 and encodes 677 amino acids. The record is from RefSeq and is a predicted model, not a curated record. Gene Ontology annotation, molecular function: protein binding. Gene Ontology annotation, cellular component: extracellular matrix. The transcript is spliced from 2 exons.